AUGCCUAUUGUUCCAGAUCCCAAGACAUUCGCCCCAGGAAACAACAACGAGUCCUCGAGCUCUCAGGACCAGGGCAAGAAAGCUACUGCGCAGGAUCAUAUCUCAAAGGGGCCCCAGAUCCCCGACAGUAUGCCGCCUAAAACGUCUCGAGAGGAAAUCGAGGCGCGCAUGAAGGAGCUGAACAAAUGA
Messenger RNA from Aspergillus puulaauensis, 189 nucleotides. RefSeq lists its product as uncharacterized. Lineage: Eukaryota; Fungi; Ascomycota; Eurotiomycetes; Eurotiales; Aspergillaceae. The record is from RefSeq and is a predicted model, not a curated record. The coding region runs from base 1 to 189 and encodes 62 amino acids. The transcript is spliced from 2 exons.